AUUCUUAUGUGAAAAAUAUUUUAACCGAAGUAUUUUUGUUCGUUCCGAUUUUAAAAAAAGCUGUUGCCCAAAUGUAAAUAAAAUUUAAAGCUAAACUGGUUUGUUGUUUUCCACCAAAGUUUAAAUAAGAAAAGCGCUAUCGGUUUACUCGGAUUUCACCUCGAAGAGUGCAUAAAACGGACAAUUUUGAAAUUCAGUUUUCGAGGCAGGAAAUUUGUUCAUGUGAAGCCUGAAUUUACAUUUUUUAUAAGAUAUUUUUAGUAUUUUCAAAAAGUAGCGAGUGUUGCAAUAAUUCUUUAAAGAUCAUAAGACCAAAUUUUAUAGUUUUUCUAAUAAAAUAAAUAGAUGGUAGAUAACGUACGUAACGUUUCUCUAUUUUGUUCUAAUCUCAAUCAACUUUUUGUGCUGAUCCAAGCCUAAUGGGAAAAUCUUGUAACUCGCAAAUGUAAAAUGUAGAGUCGUAGAGUAAAGUGCUAUGCAAAAUUUUAGUUUUUCUCGAUGAAACUAUAGGGGGCUAUCGUGAAUAACAAAUUCCCUGAGGUUCUAUUACGUAAUAAGAAACGACCGGCAAGUAAACGAUAAUGAAGUAAAUAAUAGUCACGACAAAGAGCGAUUAUGUAAAAUGAAUUUCACUUUUCCCCUAUUGUGAGUUCCGGGCGAAUAGUUGUUCACGUUCGGACAUCUCCCUGUAUUUUCAACUUUUUUUUUGAAGUAACUUGUGAGGUGGCGAAUACCUCUUCUCUCACUUAAAUUUUGGUGGCGAACAAGAAACUAGUUUAUCGGAAAAUGUAAAUUCCCUUCAGGUGAAACUCAUGAUAGCUUUUAAAAUUCCGGACGAAAAAAAUAUUCCUGGUGGAAAACAUUCCACGUGAAACUCACAAUAGGGCUGAUCACCAAAAAAACAUUUUUUACUAAGUCUUAAAAAAAUCUUAUAUAACGCAUACAAAAAAAAAAACAAUUAAAUUAUUGGCAAUCAAUUCUCUAAAAGAUCUGAUGAUACCUGUAGCAGAUGUUUUAAUGCAAUUUGCUAACUUGAUUAGCUAACGAGUUUUUUCAUGAAGCACAACUUCAACAAAUUUAAUUGUAUGUAUUUGACUUUGCCAUUAUUUAAAAAUUAAUUAAAAAGCAUUAAAGAAAAAGUAUUGGAUAUUGGAUAAAAUAAGUUAUAAGUUUCAUCUCGUCGUUAACUUGCCCAUCAAAUACUUAAAAUUCAACCAGAUUUUAUACUCCUGCUGGUAGAGGUUAGUAACUUGCAAGUGCUCCCUGUCUAGACAACUUCCAAAAAUUGUUAAACCCGAAUUUGAAUUUGUUUAUUAUAAAGCUUCAUUUUUUAAAACAUUCAGUUGAUCUUGAAUCCUUGCGUAGUAAUAAUCAAAUUUAAUUAAUAUCCGUUCGGUAAAAAUGAUUUUAAGAUAUUUUAUCUUUAUUGCAUUGUAUUGCACCACAAGCAAUGUUAGUUUAACUUUUGCAGAAGAUACUGCUACAACUGCAGAUGCUCUUAACAAGCUUGUUCAAGAUUUUGAAAAUUUCAAAAAACAAUUAGAUUCUGUAGACUCGCGACUUAAAACCAUACAAAAUGCUCUCGAACAAAAAGUUACAUCCGAUGAUAGUAAAUGCUUGACUCGUGAUAUUGUCGAUGCAAUUAAUAAUCGUCGACUUGAUUUAGCCGAAGAUAAAUUAAGUGAAUUGGGUAGUACAAAACGAAUUGCCUACAUCGUUCAUGAUGUCUAUGCCGAUUCGGCCAUAAAUUUAGACAAAAUUGUUGAAUUUGCUAAAAAUCUGAAAAAUGGUGAAUAUCAAUUUUUGUUUUUCAAUGCAAUUUUAAAUGAAAUACGUUCGAGUGGAGAAAGUGAUCCAAAGAAAUUGAUAGAAAUUGUGGAAUUAUUGGAAACGGUUAUGUCAAAACAAAGUGAUAAAGCAUUUAAGGCUAGAGUUAAAACUGUGAUUGAUAAUGCUAUUGAGGACAUAAAAUCAGCUUCUAUAAGUUUGCUAAAACUUGCCAUGGUCAAGAAUAAAUAUCAAAUUACCAAAGAAGUUGAAGAUUUAACAACUGCUUUGUAUGAAUUCCGUUCUGAUGUGUCAAAUAAUGUUAUGGAUGGUGUAGUUGAUAGUGCCUUUGGAGUUGUUUCUGCUAGUAGAAUUAUGGACAAUAUUAGCAGUCAGAAAAAUAUUCCUCAAGUAAUUUCAGGUCUAAAGGCAAUAUUUAAUCGUUUCAAUUAUGCUGGUAACUUAAACAAUGAUGCUACUCUCAAUUUGGCAGCUCAUUUACGUAUGCUAACAAAACGAGAGAAAUACUCUGAAAUAAGUCCCGAGUUGAGAGAUGAAGUGGUUAAAAUCGUUGAGCAAUUACCAAUUUGUGCUCGAAAUUUAUUCUUUAAUACAAGAGUUUGUUUUUGGAAUAGAGGACGAGGACAAUAUUUAUAUGCUGCUGAUACAUCGAUAAGCUAUGAUCCAGAAAGACGAAGUAUUUACACUUGGCAUCCAGGUGGCGUUCAACCGGGAUCAUUAUUCUAUGCCGAAAGAAUGGGUGAUUCUUUCUAUUUCAAAAACGAAGAACAUUUCGAUGAGUAUUUGUAUUCGGUUGGUAUUGACUUCAAUAAGGACAUGCGGUAUGUUUUUACAUGGAUUGCAGGCAAUAAUACGGAUGCACAAAGUGCUUGGGGAAUUGAAUUGGAUGGGGAUUAUUGUUAUAUUAAAACUACAUAUUACAAUGAGUAUUUGUUUGCACCAGCAAUGAAAUAUAAUCAAGAUAAUAAUUAUGUUUUUACAUGGAAACCGGGUACAUUGGUGAGAAGUCCAGAGUUUCAAUGGCAAGUGAGGAGUUGUGAAAAGGCGCAUACAUUGAAAGAUUCUUCUACUUAAAAGUGUUAGUUGAAAUAGGGUUCGAAAUAAAAUACAUUAUAAAAAAAAGAUUUUCUUUGUUUCUUUUUGUAAAACAAAAAAAAAUAGUACGUAUACG
Molecule: messenger RNA, 2959 nt
Organism: Episyrphus balteatus (marmalade hoverfly)
Lineage: Eukaryota; Metazoa; Arthropoda; Insecta; Diptera; Syrphidae
Exons: 1
Coding region: 1402-2862 (486 amino acids)
Source: RefSeq, a predicted model, not a curated record